Messenger RNA from Rubroshorea leprosula, 2077 nucleotides. The record is from the annotation of a GenBank genome assembly. Lineage: Eukaryota; Viridiplantae; Streptophyta; Magnoliopsida; Malvales; Dipterocarpaceae.
AAUACCAAAAUGAUCAUCCUUCUCCCUUCCACCUGCAAAUCAGAUUCCCUCACACCCUAACCCUAAUUCCUCAUCGGAAGCAAAUCCAAUCUCCGAUUCAGUCGUCGGUUUUUUUUUCGGAAAUCAGCGAAAAUGGUGUUGGCUCAGUUAGGAGGGAGCAUAUCCCGGGCGAUCCAGCAGAUGAGUAAUGCCACCAUAAUCGACGAGAAGGUUUUGAACGACUGCCUCAACGAGAUCACGCGUGCUCUUCUCCAGGCCGAUGUUCAGUUCCAGCUAGUCCGUGAGAUGCAGACCAACAUCAAGAAAAUCGUCAAUCUUGACGAUCUCGCCGCAGGCCACAACAAGCGAAGGAUUAUCCAGCAAGCCAUAUUUAAUGAGCUGUGUAAAAUGUUGGAUCCUGGGAAGCCAUCUUUCACCCCCAAAAAGGGGAAAACAAGUGUUGUCAUGUUUGUCGGCUUACAGGGGUCUGGGAAAACAACAACAUGCACAAAAUAUGCAUAUUAUCAUCAGAAGAAAGGUUGGAAACCAGCUCUAGUCUGUGCAGAUACUUUCAGAGCUGGUGCUUUUGAUCAGUUGAAGCAGAAUGCCACCAAAGCUAAGAUUCCAUUUUACGGAAGCUAUAUGGAAUCAGAUCCUGUGAAAAUUGCUGUAGAAGGUGUGGAGAGAUUCAAGAAGGAGAACUGUGAUCUUAUAAUUGUUGAUACCAGUGGUCGCCACAAACAAGAAGCUGCCCUUUUUGAAGAAAUGCGUCAAGUUGAUGAAGCAACGAAACCAGAUCUUGUUAUAUUUGUUAUGGAUAGUAGUAUUGGUCAAGCUGCAUUUGAUCAAGCUCGAGCAUUCAAACAGAGUGUUAAAGUUGGAGCUGUGAUUGUUACCAAAAUGGAUGGGCAUGCCAAGGGUGGCGGCGCUCUUAGUGCGGUUGCUGCCACAAAGAGUCCCGUCAUAUUUAUUGGAACUGGAGAACACAUGGAUGAGUUUGAAGUUUUUGAUGUCAAAUCAUUUGUAAGCCGUCUCUUAGGCAUGGGUGACUGGUCUGGAUUCAUGGACAAAAUUCAGGAAGUUGUUCCUAUGGAUCAACAACCUGAGCUCCUCCAAAAACUUUCAGAAGGGAACUUUACAUUGAGGAUCAUGUAUGAGCAAUUUCAGAACAUUCUCAAAAUGGGUCCAAUUGGCCAGGUUUUCUCAAUGCUUCCUGGAUUUAGUGCGGAAUUAAUGCCGAAAGGUCGUGAAAAAGAAAGCCAGGCAAAAAUCAAACGCUACAUGACCAUGAUGGAUUCAAUGACAAAUGAAGAGUUGGAUAGUUCAAAUCCUAAGCUCAUGAAUGAAUCAAGGAUCAGGCGGAUAGCACGGGGAUCUGGUCGUCAAAUUAUAGAGGUAAUGGAAAUGUUGGAAGAAUAUAAGCGCCUUGCCAAGAUAUGGAGCAAGAUGAAGGGGCUUAAGAUUCCCAAGAAGGGUGAAAUGAGUGCCUUGUCCCGCAAUAUGAAUGCACAGCAUAUGAGCAAAGUCUUGCCCCCACAGGUGCUGAAGCAGAUUGGUGGCAUGGGUGGCUUGCAAAGCUUGAUGAAGCAAAUGGGAUCUGCAAAAGACAUGAUGGGGAUGUUUGGAGGUGGUGACAAGUAAUUUAUCCCCAAAACAACUCAGUUCAAUGAAGUUAAAUUCAGGCAAGGCAGCAGAAUUGUUAUCCAAAAAUUUAUUCCUUGCAGAAUGCAUUUUUAUUAGACUUUAUUUUUACUUUUUACAUUUCUUGUAACAUGUAGAUUUUACACCGAAUCUAAUUUUUGUUUGCCCUUCUGUAAGUAUUUAGAUUGAAGGAAAUCUAUUUCACAAAUUUACGAGAAUGGAAAUGAGCUUUAGGUCAUCAAACCAAAGAUUUUUUCGGUGUAGAAAAGAGUAAAGUGAUAGUAUUUUUUCUUCUGCGUCUCAUGUAACCAUAUGGAAAGCAUACCUGAGUAUGGAGGGGGGUAUUUAAGCCUUAAAUAAUCCUCCAAGGAGGGAACAUCUUCUAGUCCUUGAUUUGAUUGGUAGAAAAUGAUUUCUUGAAUGUUUUCUGUAUCUGGAAUAAGAAGGGUUUUUUUUU